Messenger RNA from Andrographis paniculata, 637 nucleotides. Its product is annotated as oleosin H2-like. Gene Ontology annotation, biological process: response to freezing; lipid storage; seed oilbody biogenesis. The record is from RefSeq and is a predicted model, not a curated record. The transcript has a single exon. Gene Ontology annotation, cellular component: membrane; monolayer-surrounded lipid storage body. The coding region runs from base 130 to 594 and encodes 154 amino acids. NCBI's taxonomy places the organism in Eukaryota, Viridiplantae, Streptophyta, Magnoliopsida, Lamiales, Acanthaceae.
AACACGUGUCUCAAAAAGCCCCGCGUGUCACAAUUCCCUUUCUCUAUAAAACUUCACCUCCGCCGCUCAUUUUAUUUAUUAAUUAAAAAUUAAACAAUAAAUCAUUCUGCAUCAUCUUCUCCGACAGCCAUGGCCGCCGCCGCCGAGCCGCGCUACCAGCACCGCGCCACCGCCGCCGACGGGUACAACUACAAGAGCCAGCCGUCGCCUUCCUCCGCCUUCCAAAUCCUCGCCGUCGUGACGCUCUUCCCCGUCGGCGCCGUCCUCCUCUUUCUGUCCGGCCUGACCCUCGCCGGAACCCUAAUUGGGCUGGCCCUAACCACCCCGCUCUUCAUCGUCUUCAGCCCGAUCCUUGUCCCCGCCGCCCUGGCCCUGGCGGCGGCGGUGGCCGGAAUCCUGACGUCCGGCGCGUUCGGAUUGAUGGCGCUGUCGUCGGUGUCGUGGCUGCUGAACUACUUGAGGCAGAUGCGGCGAAGCUUGCCGGAGCAGCUGGAGCAGGCCAGGUGGCGCGUGCAGGACGCGGCGGAGCACGUGGGCCAGAAGGCGCGUGAGGUUGUACAUGAAACGCAGGAUGUUAUCAGACCUUCAGCUUAAGCCGUCUGCUUCCAUAUUGUUAUUAUUAUUAUUAUUAUUAUUA